Molecule: messenger RNA, 1397 nt
Organism: Caenorhabditis auriculariae
Lineage: Eukaryota; Metazoa; Nematoda; Chromadorea; Rhabditida; Rhabditidae
Source: the annotation of a GenBank genome assembly
AUGGCUGGGAAAUUUACAAUGCGUCCGACUAGAGAAGACUUGCGCGCGUGGGGAUUAGGAAGCAUUAGAGCAACUUCUUGAAAUUCGCGUUUGGACCGCUGCGCGACCGCGACGCCUAGAUCCAUUCCAAGUGCGACCACGGUGUGUUUUCCUCCCUCCUUUCAAAGAAGUACUAACUAGUCUUUAAUUUAUUUCUUUAUCAUUUUUCUUUUUGAAGAUUGUAUCAUUUUUUUCAGUACCCCCUCACUUUCAUUCUUUCCUUACCAUACACAUAUUACGGCAUCUCACUUUUGAAAGUAACCCAGUUUUUUUUUUUAAAUCCUCCGGUAUUUUGAAUAAUUUGUGAUUUUUUUCAAUGUUCUUGUCUACCCAGUGAUACUUUUCGAUUUUUUUGGAGGUAAAGUGAUCUUUUUUUCAAAAUUGCGACGAUUCAAAUUUCAUGCAUCAUGAAUAAAAAAAUUCCCUUUUUUUGAAUUUUUUUGAAUUUUUUUCUGUUGCCUUGGUUCUGAAACUAUUUUUGAUGAGAAGAAGUGACUUUUUUUCAGGAUUUUCAGAAAAUUGAAGAUUUAAGGAAAAAUGUCCUGGCUCAUUUCCGAGUGGUGGGCGAAAAGCGUUGGCCGUUUCCAUGGGAACGGGCUUUGGCUUUGAAAAUUGCAGGUAAAGAGAAAUUAUGUUUUAUUUAUAAUUUAUUAAUUUUCCUUGAAUUCUUAGAUUGUUAUAACGUUUUUUUAGGUCUUCUAUGUUCGUAAAACAUCUUGGUGUCUCAAAAAUUAUGAAGUUCGAUAGCAGAUUUUGAAAUUUUUUGAAAAACUAGGUUUUUUAUUUUCAUAUAUCAACUGAUUUGACGUGAAUUUUUCGAUUAUAGAAUCGUUUUUUUUUCCGGAGUCAAUGCACUGGAUCGCUUUUUAUUGAGAAGUGUAGGGACGCUUUGAAUUCGAAACUAACUUGCAAAAUCAAUUUUGUUGAAAAUGUCUUUGAAAAUUUAAAAAGACUUUUUUCGCUUCAAAUACGAAGAAUUCUAGUUUGAAAUAACUUUUUUUUUCUCAGAAAGAUCUUUCAGAAGAAGAAUUUGACGUAAAAAAAUUGAUAUUCAUCUGACAAAAACAGCCAAUAAAUAUAUUGAUUGAUGAUACAAGAAACAGGUGAUUUUUUCAAAAUUCAAUAAAAACCGCUUCAUUAUCGAAUAUAUUCCCCUGUUUCUAUAUUCUUCCUGAUUCAUCUUUUUUUGUGGGCUUUUUUCAAACCUUACACUAUUCAUUAAAGAAAUGACCAAUUCGGAAAAAGUGAACGGCGAGGACAUCUGGCAAGACCGCGAGAUUCGUUUCGACGUCGAUCACAAGUUCGUUUCCAACUCAACUCAAAUAAAAACUAUGAUAUUUUUCGAUUACUCCGAUUGA